Molecule: messenger RNA, 2762 nt
Organism: Durio zibethinus
Lineage: Eukaryota; Viridiplantae; Streptophyta; Magnoliopsida; Malvales; Malvaceae
Product: PX domain-containing protein EREX-like
Biological process (GO): protein transport
Molecular function (GO): phosphatidylinositol binding
Source: RefSeq, a predicted model, not a curated record
UUGGCCCAAAGACAAAUUAGUUGGGGAGACUAGAAAAUUAGAUGGGCUUUUGACACUUUGAAACUCCAACUCCAAAACUAGGAUCCAAAAUUUCGAUCCAUCUCAAACCCAGAAACGUAAAGGUAAAUCAAAAGAAGGAAAGUAAAGCAGAGAAAUCCUAAUUCCCCUUUUUAGAAACCAAGAAUCCUAAACCAAAAAAAAAAAAAAAAAAAAACGAUGAAUCUUUACGCCCACGAUCUGUCUUUAUUUGAUUUUGCUAACUUCUCUGAUAAUCCUAUAAUCGGUAACCAAUCAUCGUACGAUUCCUUAGUCAGACCUCACAAUGAUUCUAAUGGCAGUGAUUAUGGUGAUGGUGAUGCUGAUGAUGAUGGAUAUGAACGAGUUUCUGUGGCGAGUCGUAGGAGCCCACCAAAGCACCGCCACGACGGGACCUCGCCUUUGCCUCUGGGGAUGGACUGGUCUACACCUCCUGAUAAAUGGGAUGGGCGGGACACUGUUUGGCCUCACAACUCCCAUACAGGGUGGAGCUACUGCACCACAAUUCCUUCUUGGAUUCUUCUACCAACUUCCCGAGCUUCAGACUCUGUUGUGUUUUACAGGGUUCAAGUUGGCAUUCAAUCACCAGAAGGCGUCACUACCACCCGGGGAAUAUUACGAAGAUUUAGUGAUUUCUUAAAGCUACUAUCUGAACUUAAGAAGAUAUUUCCCAAGAAAUAUGUGCCCCCUGCUCCUCCAAAGAGGAUUUUGAGUAUGAAAAACAGAACACUGUUGGAGGAGAGAAGGUGUUCUUUGGAGGACUGGAUGGAAAAACUUCUAUCAGAUAUUGAUAUUUCCAGAAGCGCCUUAGCGGCAACAUUUCUUGAGCUAGAAGCUGCUGCGAGGUCUUCAUUCGACAACAUGAAUCAAUCACAUGCUGUUUCUUCUGUUAAUGGUCUGGUUCCUUCAUUUCUGUCCAAGGCCGAUUCAGAUGUUUCCCUGAUUAUUGGCAGUUCAAUUGCAUCUCAUCAUGAUAAUGCUUCUUCUGAGGAGAUAUCUGAGCUUGGAACACCAAGGCAAGGAAAAGAUAAUUCUGCUGAUCCUUCCAUGGAACCUUCAACUUCUGAGCCAAAUUUGAUUGAACCGUUAGAAAAAAGCAUGAAGUAUGGCAUAUUUAAGAAGAACUUUAUUCUGGAAAACCUAGAAAAAUUUUCCAGGCGAAAAAUGCAUUCUGGAAGAGAAAGCAACAUUGAUGGCGAUAAACUUAUCGAAAAUACUACUGACAAUAGAUUUCUUCAUGGAGAUGGAGCAGAUCAUUUGCCUGAACCAGAGUAUCGCAAAAUGGAUGCGCAUGUUCGAAGAUUGUCAACAGAAAGCAUUGGAAGUGACAUAAGUUCCGUGAGAGCUAGUGAAAUAUCAAACUUAGGCAUAGCUAGUUUGUUUGGUGAUGGGUUAAUUGACCUGCCUGAAAAUGCUGAAGCUCCCAGAACCUUGGGUUCUCUUAGCUCAGAUUUACAUUUCCAUAAAGAUUUGCUUGUCCUUUUUCUAUCAGAUGAGCGCAAUAAAUUAAAAAGGGUGCUUAAUACACUGCAGAGGAGACUAACUACAGCAAAAACAGACAUGGAAGGUUUUAUAGCAAGGUUGAAUCAAGAAGUUGCAGUUAGACAGUUCCUUGCAACAAAGGUCAAGGAUUUGGAAAUGGAGCUUGAAACCACUAGAGAGAAUUGUGAUGAAAGCAUGCAUCAAGCUGUGUUGCUUGAAAGAGAAAGAUUUACUCAAAUGCAGUGGGAUAUGGAGGAACUUCGAAAUCAGUGUUUGGAGAUGGAGUUGAAAUUAAAGAUCGAGCAGGAUGAAAAGGCACAUGCUGAGUCAGCAAAAUUAUUAAUCAUGAAGGAGAGCAAAAUGCUGCUGCAAGAGUUAGAUGUUGCUAGAGAACAGCUUGCGAACUUGCAUAAACGUCAUGAGGAGUUAGAGGUGAAAUCAAAAGCAGAUGUAAAGCUCCUUGUUAAGGAGGUGAAAUCACUUCGAAGUUCUCAAUCCGAAUUAAAGCAAGAGCUUAGCCGUGUGAUGAAAGAAAAACUAGAAUUGGAGAGGGUUCUGCAGAAGGAAAAGCAAAGGAUGGAGCAUGCCAAUGCUGCAAAUACAAAACUGCUUCACGAAUGUAAUCUUCUUCGUGAUCGACUCCAAGAAUGUAGUGUUAAUUUUCUUAGUGAGGAGGAAGAUAAAUUGAUUGUUGAUACUUCAUCUCCAUCUGAUGCACUAGAUCUAUUGAUGACAUCUGAUAAUCGAAUCGGUCUCCUCCUUGCUGAGGCACAACUCCUUGCCCAAGAUGUAGAAAAUUCUGUGGGUAGAUUGGAUGAGAGUCUCAACAUGAAAGGCAGUGAUAAAAGAAUGGAUGAUGAAUUAAGGAAGAUGCUAACAGAUGUUUUUGUUGAUAAUGCAAGAUUAAGGAAGCAGGUGAACUCAGUAAUACGUUGUGCUCUCAACACAUAUGUGAAGUCUGAUGAAGAUGACGAGGAAGAAGAGGAGACCCCCUCGAGGAAAACUGUUCUGAACAAAUUCUUGUAAAGAUAACUAUGUGGAUGAUGACCAAUUAAAAUUUCACCACCAGAAUUAUAAGGUUGUCACGUGAAUUUAGGUAAAAAAAAAGAAGUAAAUAGUUCAUUAGGCAGCAGGUGAAACUCGAAUUGAAGAUGUGAAAAUUCCAGUAAGACAAUGACAUACAAAAUUUUUGGACUGUCAUGCUUGGAGAACGGAAAGAUUGUGUUGUUCCAUGCAAAUAGUUU